GGUAAAAUAGGGAAAACCAGAAAAACUCUCGCAAACGUUUCUUCCUCCGUCGUCUCUCGAUCCCUCUCUUCACGUCCUGACCGCUUGCUAGAUUCAAGCUUCAAACCCCUAAUUGUUUUUACGAAUCACCAUCGCCUUGAGCUCAGAUUCAGAUUCGAGGAGCUUCUAAGUGCUUCAGUGAUCAUCAGAUACAAUGUCAGCUUUGUUCAAUUUCCAUUCAUUUCUGACGGUGGUGCUGCUUGUUAUCUGCACUUGCACUUAUCUGAAGAUGCAGUUCCCUGCCAUUCUUGAGCAGAAGACUGGGUUUCGAGGAUUCUUUUGGAAGGCUGCUAGAAUAGGUGAGCGUUUGAGCCCUUGGAUGUCCGUGGGAUGCUUCAUGAUGGGUGUCUCCAUCAUUUUCUUUUGAGUCUCGACUUCUCACAGUGUAGAUUUUACUUCUUUGAGAUACUCAGUUUCCUGUAUGCAAGGGUUUCGAUGAUAAAGGGAUAUAUUCUCUUAUGGAUGAUGGGUUGGUCUUUGUAUUUGGAAAUUUUUAUGUGAAGACUUAAAAGUCUAUAAGCCGAACUGUAGAACAUAAUGACUUUGGAGCCAUCAAAACAAGUUUUCUUCAGUUGG
Messenger RNA from Brassica oleracea var. oleracea, 615 nucleotides. RefSeq names its product protein kish-like. The transcript is spliced from 5 exons. The record is from RefSeq and is a predicted model, not a curated record. NCBI's taxonomy places the organism in Eukaryota, Viridiplantae, Streptophyta, Magnoliopsida, Brassicales, Brassicaceae. Bases 194 to 406 code for a protein of 70 amino acids. Gene Ontology annotation, biological process: protein secretion; intracellular transport.